Chara braunii is the source of this 4743-nucleotide messenger RNA. Lineage: Eukaryota; Viridiplantae; Streptophyta; Charophyceae; Charales; Characeae. The record is from the annotation of a GenBank genome assembly.
AGGGUUUUAGUAAAUGGACAUUAAGCGUGUCAGCCCACAGCUCCAAUCUAGCGCCAUUAAGAAAGCAAUAUGAGCGUGGAAGAAGUCCGAAUUGCAACGUCAGCCUGCACUGUCCCGGUGACUGAAGCAGUAUCGCCAUGCAUCCACCCUCAGUCUCCAAACCGUUUCAAUCGGGAAUGCGACGGGAACCUUGUUUUCACCCAUCCAGGAACGGCAAUUGGAACAUGGAUUGGUACCAGCAGUGAUUCUAGAUCUGCAACUGGAUUCAGAACCAGAGACGGAACAGGAGCUGGAAGUGGAUUUGGGACCGGAGAAGGAACUAGAACUGGAACUGGAUUCAGAACCAGUGAAGGAAUUGCAACUGGACCUGGUUCUCAAACGAGGACAGGAACAGCAGCUGGAACUGGAUUUGGAACCGGAGAAGGACUUGGAACUGGACCUGGUUUCAGAACCAGGGAAGGAAUAGGAACUGGAACUAGAUUUGGAACCGGAGAAGGAACUGCAACUGGACCUGGUCCUAGAAGUGGGACACAAACAGCAGCUGGAACUGGAUUUGGAACCGGAGAAGGACUUGGAAGUGGACCUGGUUUCAGAACCAAGGAAGGAAUAGGAACUGGAACUGGGACUAGAUUUGGAACCGGAGAAGGGACUGGAACCAGAGCUGGUUUUGAAGCCAGAGAAGGGACAGGAGCUGGAACUGGAUUCCCAACUGGAGAUGGAAGUGGAACUGGACCUGGAACUGCUUUCGGGAGCAGAGAUGGAACAGGUAGUGGACCUGGAUUUGGAGACACAGAAGUAAUAGCAACGGCACGCGCAGCCAGGGAAGCAACAGGAACAGACGCUGGAAAUGGAAUGCGAGAAGGAACAGGAUUUGCAUGUCAACCUUAUGCUGACAUGAUACUGUGUAUGACAAGCAGGUUCACAGGCUCCGCCAGUUCGCACAGUGGUUGCUGGGUUCUGGAACACGUACCCUACUGCUCUCAUCGCCAUGGACGUGAUCAAGGCAUUGAUGCGCCCUUUUUGCGCUUUACUGAUAUCACAGCUGUCAAGUGGGGAUCGACAGAGGAUGAAUGGGGAGUCGGAGGGCGGUUGACCUCUCUGUGUUCGCAGCAGGAUGCUGGUUCAACCGAGGGCACAUGUGCUCUGAUUCGACUCUCGACUGGGCAUCACAAGGCAGAUGGUGUCUCCUCCAAGGCUUCCAUGUUUGUGCUGGUGAUUGCUGUAGCGGCAGCCCAAGCUGUUGCAGCUCCAGCACGUCAGGAAGAGGAGGCUGGAUUGAAGCCUGGGGAAGAUGAGCGAUCAGGAGGGCAGAGCAGUUUUGGAAGGCAGAAAAAGAGGACGGAAACGAAUGAGAGAGGACUAGGAAACUUCGUGCACGUUCCUCUCCCCACCGCUAAGCUUGCUUGCCAUCCUUAUCGCCGGGUGGCGGCGGCGAAUCGGGAGGAUGACAUUGCGGAGAGGGGUGAAUCACCGCCACCACUGCUUGGCAGUGCGUGCUCUUGUAAGCCGAGCAGGCAUUGUCCGGUAGUCUUGCUGUCUCCCGGAAGUUUCAAUCCGCCGACCAAUUGGCAUUUACGGAUGUUUGAGCUCGCACGGGACGAGCUGGUCUCUCAAGGCUAUGAUGUCCUCGGCGGAUAUUUGUCGCCAGUGAACGAUAGGUACACGAAAAAGGGCCUCGAGUCGGCGGCCCACCGGGCCAACAUGUUGGAGUUGGCGGUUGAGGAUUCUGACUUCCUUAUGGUAGACCAUUGGGAGGUCUCGCAACCGACAUAUCCGAGAACAAUCGAGUUGCUUCGGCGUAUGGAUCGAAUUCUAAAUGGCCCAGAGAACAGAGGGGCAGAGAGAACUCGAAUCGUACUCAUAUGCGGGGCCGACCUCUUGCAGUCCUUCACGAUUCCGGGUGUGUGGAUUGAAGACCAGGUUCGAGAGAUUUUGUCCAGCUAUGGUGUUGUCUGUAUCACUCGGGGAUCGAUCGAUGUUCGCAAGAUCAUCGUGGAGAACGACUUGCUGUACGAAUACCGACGUAACAUCGUGGUCGUUGACGAAAGGAUAAACAAUGGCGUCAGCUCCUCGGAGGUCCGCCGAAGCUUAUCACAUGGCUUGUCCGUGAAGUACCUUGUGCCUGAGCAAGUCCUCCAAUACAUAAAGAAGAACUGCUUGUACUCCUCAUGCUCAGAGUUGGCAGCAGCAAACCAAGCAGCUAGAGAGCAGGCAACAACAGCCAGAGCAGCAGCAAUGGCUAAUGGCGCAGGCUCUGCUGCGUCCUCGUCUGCAUCCUCGUCUGGGACCCAUUUGGGAAUGCCCCUUGGGCCCACGGGUACAAUGAGUUCUGGUCAGUCUAUCAGUCAAAUGGCGGGCUCGCAGUUAAGCCCAUUGACCCCACGCGGCAGGGAGCUCCUAGAGCUCCAACAAGUCGAAAGGAUCCGCGAGCGGUUAGAGAGGGAAUUGAAGCAGGCAACCGAUAGAGAAAGAGAGGUCAAAAAUAGAACAGCCAGGCUUGAUACGUUAGAGGCAGACAAAGCUGCAUUAGAGGGUUUGGAUGAGUCUGGAAUGUCUGACCAGCUCAAAGUAUUGAAGAACAAUAUGAUGUCGUUGCAUGCGCACGUGGACAGCAGAUUGGACUUUAUGCAGAACUCUCUAGACCAGAUCUUGGACUUUUUGCAAAGGCCAAGAAUUAGACCAGCAGCACAGUCGCCGUUGCCGUUAACGGCGAUGUCAGGCCCGUUUCCCGUACAAGCUGGCACACAACCAAGUGGUACGUCUGCAGCAGCCGCACAGACUGUUGCUUCUUCUUCUUCGGGUCCAGCGGUGAUAGCUACACAACCACCGCAACAACCUGUUCCUCAACAGGGACAGACGCAAGGUCAAUGGUACCCUAAGACCCCUAUGAAACCGCCUCUUGCCUUCUCAGGAGAAAAGAAGGACGAGGAACUCAACACAUGGUUGAGAACGGUUCCAGUAUGGGUAAAGGCGAAGAGGACUUUGCAGGAGGAGGAGGUGAUUACUGCUACAUCUUACCUUGAGGGUAAGGCAACCAAAUGGCUGGAUGGUUUAGUUUCAAAGGCCGGGUACAGACGACGGAUGGCGGACUCGGCUAAGACCAUUACGUUUGACCAGUUCUUAGAGAUGGUAGAAGCUCGUUGGCACAAUCCACAACAGGCUCAAAUUGCCACUGAUGCGAUAAACAGACAAGACCAAAGAAAGUUCAAGUCAGUCAGGGAGCUUACGACUACCGUAAAGAGCCUCGCCGUCGUCCCAGGCAUCAACUAUGAUAACCAGUUCCUGUUGGCCACAUAUGUGAGAUGUCUCCCAGAGAACCUCAGGAAUUUGCUGGCCAGCGAGGCUCGCCUCGAGUAUCACUCGUUUGAGACGUUAUCUAGAAAAGCCUUAGAUUUAGAGGCCACUCUAGGAAAUGCUCAACCUUCUCAGAAUGACGCGAGGAAGAAGAAGAGUCCACAGGAAUGGAAGAAGAAGGGGGCUAAAUUGAUGAUGGUUGAGUCCGAUGGGACUCAAACAGAGAUCGAUGAGCUCACCGACCUGUUGGACGUUUCAGAGUUUGACGACGAGGAGAUCGCUGAGGGUAGCACCCUAGCCGCAGUAAUUAAGGCUAAGGCUGGUGGCCGAGUGAAGGACCAUCAAAAGAGUCAAAGGAAGGCCGCCUCCAAUCAGACCAAAGUUGCUGAUUGGGUCAAGGCAGGUCUUGAUCAAGAAGUGUGGCGGGGCCGCCGAGUGCGUGGUGCUUGUAUUAACUGUGGGAAUCAUCCCGAAGCCAAUGGACAAGCCGAACAGAUGAACCGAGUUGUACAACACUUGCUGAGGCAUUACAUCAAGCCCAGCCAGGAUGACUGGGAUGAGAAGUUGCCUCUCAUCGCCAGCCUGUACAACAACGCUGUACACAACAGUACCGGCGUCAGUCCUAAUCAGCUGCACUUGGGAUGGAAGCCUAGAUCAGCUUUAGACUUCCUCCUACCUGAAAACCGAUCCUCUACAACUCCAGGCACACUUGAGUAUGGUGUGCACUAUGAGAAGUUGCUGCAGCAAGCUGUCGAGCACAUCAAGAAAGCUCAGCAAGCAAUGAUUGCUUCUGAGAACAAGCAUCGACGACAAUCCUCAUUUCAGGUAGGGGAACGUGUCUGGGUCAAGGCUAGUGACCUAGGACAGGAAUUCGGGAUCUCUCGUAAACUAAUGCCUCAGUAUUUUGGUCCCUGGGAAGUCCUGGAUGUAGUGGGGGAUGAGAUGGAUGGUCCUACCUAUGUUAUCCGUAUCCCUGGACACCUACGCACUCACCCUGUCUUUCAUGCCUCAAAGCUUGCACCUUUCGCUGAGACAGAUCAAUUCCCUUCAAGGAGAUCGAUGUUGCCCCCAACCAUGGAUGGUCAAGUGGACAUCAACGACAUUGUGGUUCACAGAGAUCUGCCUGUUCAGAAGCCAUUGGGUAGAGGAAGACCUCCAAAACCCAAGCAGGAGUAUCGCGUCAGAUUCAGGCAUCAUACAGAUCCAAAGGAAGAUCGAUGGUUCACCAGAGAGGAACUGAUUGACACAGCUCCUCAAGUGGUGGCAGAGUAUGAGAGAAUGUUAAAAGGGACGGCGCCUGCGAAGUAAGCAUCUCAGCGGACUUUCGAAGCUAAGGGGGAUGGAAUGUGAGGAUUGAGCCCUCAAGAAGGGGCCUUGCCAUGAUGUACCAGCAAGCCUCGUGCCCGCCCUAAGUGAAGGCGGGCCAGCAAAUCAACAAGAGCCCUCUUU